Messenger RNA from Folsomia candida, 1391 nucleotides. RefSeq lists its product as uncharacterized. Bases 255 to 1367 code for a protein of 370 amino acids. The transcript is spliced from 6 exons. Lineage: Eukaryota; Metazoa; Arthropoda; Collembola; Entomobryomorpha; Isotomidae. The record is from RefSeq and is a predicted model, not a curated record.
GGUUGAAAAAUUAUUGCACCCAAACGUGCUGAGAUAUUGCGUAAAAAUACCGCACCAAUAUCUCGUCAAUACCCACAUUACAUGAGGCGUUAAAAUCAUGCAAUUUAUACGCAAUGAAUGGUGGGUGCGAAGAGACAGGCAACGCGCGAGAGUUUGAAUCUAAGAGAAGCGUGGUAUUUCCUUUUCUCUCCCACCCUCGCAGUCUCGUAAAUUCCCUGUUAAUUUAAUUCCCUGUUAAUUUAUCUGUUGUCUCAAUGUCGCCAAAAAAAUAUUACAUAAUUGAAUUCCCCCCUGAUAAAUACAAUUCAGUGCCUGUGGAGCUUGUUCUAAGUCACUGGGUUAUCCCCGCAGAGAAAGUUUGUCUCUGGCCACCAAACUCUGGGCCAAGUAUUAGAAAUUUGAUAAAAAAGGGCACUGCUAUUCCUGAUGUCAAGUGGGGAAGAGUUAGCUACGCCAGGAUUAUUGGGAAUUACGAUGAUUAUGAAGUUGCGACAAAAAAACUUCAAGUAGCCGAGGACACUUCCAACUUGGAAAGUGAAACAGAACCAGAAAGCAGAUUAAGGAGCAAGAAGAUAAUUCCCGAUAUUCAGCCCAGCAGCACACGAGGGGAUGUAACGUCUUCAUCCGAUGAGGAGGAUAGCGACGCGAACAAAAACAGUCCUCCGUCUGGCUCACUUCUGGAUAAUUUGGAGCUGGACCAACCAUUGAGCAUUCCUGAAAUAAUUCCCGAAACUGAAGAGCAAAGCAAUCUACAAGUAGGAAAUCAAGGUGAAACUGGAGACACCUCUUUUGUUGUUGUAAAUUCGCAGGAGUUAAAUGAUUUACGGCUGUUGAUUUCAAGGACAACGCAAAGUGUGCUAACUUUGUUGGAAAAGCAGGCUGAAGACAUUAAAGACAUUAAGGCUUUACUGAUUAAUGUGAAACAAAGGCCGGAUGGUAGGAAGGCUCCCAAUUUCAGUGCCAUUCCAAAAUUACCCCUCGACAACGAGGUAGCACUGGCGGAGUUUGAAUCUUGGCUCGAGGUGGAUUCAAAUCGCGAAUUACUGGUUGAAUAUUUGGCAUUUUCAACUGCGACACAGAUCGAGGCGAGCACUAGAAAAAUCUUGAAAAAAUUAUUUACGAAUGAAUUUGGCAGGCGAAUUAAUUUUACGGGUAAAGGAAACAAGACAUCGAUGAAAAACCUAAAACUAUUGGAAGUCGUAAAAGAAACCGUGCGAAACGUCUUUACAGUUGAGUCCGUUCCCGAUCCCAAAAAUCCCAGCGGCCGUAUUCCCACCGAUGAUAUAAUUCAAACUGCAGCAAUGAAUUGGUUUCGUUCUUCAAAAAGUAUCGAGAUGGAAAAUCACCGAGAAACAUUAGGCGAAUAAUUGCAAAACGGGUUAGAGAGAAUC